AUGGUGUCUCCGUCUGGGGACGUGAUCCGAACCCGGUCCAACGGAGUGGUUCCCCACUGCAGCCAGGCCUCAGAUAGUAGACUUCGCGGGCACGUCGGACUGCUUCAGAAGACAGUGGCGAAAGCAUUGAUAACUGGAGGAGGGGGCUACUUUGGCUACCACCUGGGCUGCGCCCUUGCCAGGGAAGAAAUCAAUGUUGUUUUGUUUGACAGGCAGAAACCAAAAUGGGAAAUUCCCAAAAGGGCAGUAUUUUUCCAGGGGGACGUGAGAGAUUACGAGGCAGUGUUGCAGGCUUGCGAAGGCGUGGACUGCGCGUUCCACGUCGCCUCAUACGGCAUGUCAGGAACGGAGCAACUACACAAUAAAGAGCUGAUCGAAUCCAUCAACGUGGGAGGGACGAAAGUCGUCAUCGAGGCAUGCCAGCAAAGGAAUAUUUCCAGGCUGAUAUAUACCAGUUCGGUGAAUGUCGUAUUCGGAAGGGAUCCCAUUGAAGACGGCGAUGAAGAAACGGUGCCAUAUUUUCCGCUGGAGAAGCACACCGACCAUUAUUCGAGAACCAAAGCGAUUGCCGAUCAGAUGAUACUGGCUGCUGAUGGGACCCCGCUUAAGGGAGGAGGUCUACUUCACACGUGUGUCAUCCGCCCACCCGGCAUCUACGGGCCAGAGGAACCGAGACACCUUCCACGGGUAGCUAAGAACAUCCAAAGACGUCUCUUCAGCUUUGAGUUUUGGAGCCCCGACAGCCUGAUGAACUGGGUCCACAUUCACAACCUCGUGGAAGGUCAUCUCUUGGCCUCCGCGGCUCUGACUGCCGAGAGAGGCUACAUUGCUAGCGGUCAGGCGUAUUAUAUAAAUGACGGAGAAAACAUCAAUUUUUCCGAAUGGAUAACGCCGCUGUUUGAGAAACUGGGCUACAAGAAGCCGCGGGUACAUGUUCCCGCUUUACUCGUUCAUGCCGCAGCUGCCUUGCUGGAAUAUCUGCACCUGCUUCUUAAACCAGUUUUCAACUUUACACCUGUUGUGACCAGAAGCGAGAUAAGAAACCUGACGGUCACUCACACGUUUCGAAUAGACAAGGCCCGGAAACAACUGGGUUACUACCCCAAAAAGUUCACGCUGGCCGAUACCGUGGAUCAUUACCUGAAAACGAGACCCCCGUGCCGGGAUCAGGCGUCCUCCCUCGUGCUGCUGCUUACAUUCGGCAUAUUUUUAUCUGUGGUCUUUCUGUCUUUCCACUUUUAG
Euleptes europaea (tarantolino) is the source of this 1242-nucleotide messenger RNA. Its product is annotated as putative short-chain dehydrogenase/reductase family 42E member 2. Bases 1 to 1242 code for a protein of 413 amino acids. Gene Ontology annotation, molecular function: 3-beta-hydroxy-Delta5-steroid dehydrogenase (NAD+) activity. Lineage: Eukaryota; Metazoa; Chordata; Lepidosauria; Squamata; Sphaerodactylidae. The record is from RefSeq and is a predicted model, not a curated record. Gene Ontology annotation, biological process: steroid biosynthetic process. The transcript has 11 exons.